This is a messenger RNA of Purpureocillium takamizusanense, 934 nucleotides long. RefSeq lists its product as uncharacterized. Bases 1 to 777 code for a protein of 258 amino acids. NCBI's taxonomy places the organism in Eukaryota, Fungi, Ascomycota, Sordariomycetes, Hypocreales, Ophiocordycipitaceae. The record is from RefSeq and is a predicted model, not a curated record. The transcript has a single exon.
AUGUCUAAACGAGCGUCUGACGUCGUCGUCGCCAACCUCCCCUUCCACCACGCCCCGGCCUCUAAGAAGGCCCGGCGGACGGAAUAUCAGCAGCAGCUGCAGCAACUACCGCCACAGCAACCGGCCUCUUACAUGCCCGCGGCGUUGCCCUACGACUACUCAUACGUCACCUCGCCCGCGUCCGACCAUGGCUACAACACCGGGUCCCCGUCAGCCUCGUCGGACGUUUCCUCCGUCGACUUUGCGGCCCCGACUGCACCCUAUGCCGGGGCUUCGCCGGCCAGCUCCGCCGCCGCGGGCGACUUUGCGGCGCCGUUGUACGCCGGCCCCGCCGCAGUCUUCAACACAGCCAUGGACACGAACACGCACGCAGGCAACACCACAGCUGCCUACGCGCUGCCGCCUUCAUCCUCCUCGUCGUCCUCCUCCUCGUCAUCAUCAUCAAAUUCUACAUACGCAGCUGGCCUGCCUUCGCACGAGCAAUACCCCUCGUACACCCAAGCCGACAUCGACUCGUGCUUCGACGACGACUUCGACCUCGAGGUGGAGAUCAACACCGCCAUGGGCCUGCGCAUGCGGCCCCGACCAACACAAGGAGACUCGCCGGCGGGGAGCGCCCUGCCGGCCAACGCGCUCGGCGCCGGGCCGUGGCCGUCCCAGGUGUCCCUGCCACUGACCUUUGGCAUGCAAGUCGAGGGCGUCAUCCCUGGAGGACCCGACUUUGCCGCGGGGUCGUACCAACCCGUCGCUCAUGGACGAUGGCCCUAUGCCGCUUAACCGACCGGCUUUGGGUCUUUGGAGGCGCGUCGACCCCAUCAUGCUGCGGCAUGGAUCAAAAAGGCGGAGGGGAGAGGAUGGCGUUUUGGCGUGUCCCGUGGGCGGUUUUCUUUACUGCGGUGGUAGAUACCGCCAGCCGACACGAAAACAAUACCAU